AUGAGAACAAGUUUUGGUCCCCAUCAAAAAAAAUCCCUUCUUGAUAUUGAAGAGGAGGAUUAGAAUUAAUUUAGAGACUACCCAUACAGGUGGUUUCUAGUAUUUCUGUUUUGUUUGCCAAAUAUGAUGAAUGGAAUAGGUUGGAUCACUUUUAGUCCUAUUUCGACUCAAGUAGAGUAGGCUUAUGAUCAAUCUUAAUUUGUAAUUACCAUGACUUCUAUGUCCUACAUGUUUUUCUACGUUCUCAUAACUUUUCCAUCUAAUUUCUUGCUUUCUAAGAGCUUAAAAUAUGGAAUUUGGCUAGGAUCUGUUUUAACAAUUUUAGGAGGAUGGGUGAGAAUAUUCAUUAAUAAUAGCUUCUGGUGGGCUAUAUUUGGUUAAAUUUUGGGAGCUAUUGGAUAACCUUUUAUUCUGAAUGCACCAUCUAAAAUUGCUGCUGUUUGGUUCAAACCUAAAGAACGCCCAAUCGCAACUGCAAUAUUAGCUUUAAUUAAUACAAUCGGUGUUGGUAUUGGAUUCUUAUUUCCAAGUUUUUUUGUUGAUGAUUCAUAUUCUGAUCAGACUAGGGAUCAAGUUUACUAACUAAUGUUAUGGUAAGCUGUUACAAUGACUAUUGCUAUAGUUCCUUGCAUCAUCUUUUUCAAAGAAAAGCCUCCUACUCCUCCAAGUCAUGCAGCAGAAGCAGAAAAAAUGAGUUUCAAAGAGUCUUUUGUUGUCAUAUUUUAAAAUAAAGAUUUUAUUAAACUAUUCUUUGCUUUUGGGUGCGUGCUUGGAAAUUUUAACUCAAUUGCAACUUUAAUUAAUUUCUAUUUGGAAUAAUUUGGCUUCUCGAGUGAUUAAACUAGUUAUUUUGGAGCUAUGUUUAUUGUGUCUGGUUUAAUUGGAUCUGGAAUUCUUAGUGUUGUUGUGGAGAGGACAAGUGCAUAUAAAAAAGUAAUGACAAUAACAUGUCUAAUCUCGAUUUUUACUUAUGGUUUGUAAAUGGGUAUGCUAGUUUUAGAAAAUUUUUGGUUAUUAAUGAUAGCUAUAUUUUUGAUGGGAUUUUUUACAACUCCUUUGAUUCCAAUUAGCAUGGAUUUUGCAUGCGAAAUCACUUUCCCUAUAUCUGAGCCUUUCAGCUCUGGUUUGGUAUUAGCCUCUGGUCAAUUAUUUGGAUCAAUUUUAGUAACACUUAUUGCAAAAAAUACAUUUUUUAUGUUAUAUAAAAUAAUUUAUUUUAAAAGAUUAUUUUAGGUACUCAGGCUAUUUAACUUAAUACAAAAGAUGAAGUGCUUAUUUCUAAUGGAGUAGGUUUAGGAUUGCUUAUUGUUGGGUUCAUUUUUUAUAUGUUUUUAAACGAAGAUUUAAAACGUAAAGAAGAGGAAUUGA
This is a messenger RNA of Tetrahymena thermophila SB210, 1368 nucleotides long. RefSeq names its product MFS transporter. The record is from RefSeq and is a predicted model, not a curated record. Gene Ontology annotation, molecular function: transmembrane transporter activity. The transcript has 7 exons. Gene Ontology annotation, cellular component: membrane. Gene Ontology annotation, biological process: transmembrane transport. Lineage: Eukaryota; Ciliophora; Oligohymenophorea; Hymenostomatida; Tetrahymenidae.